Klebsormidium nitens is the source of this 790-nucleotide messenger RNA. The record is from the annotation of a GenBank genome assembly. NCBI's taxonomy places the organism in Eukaryota, Viridiplantae, Streptophyta, Klebsormidiophyceae, Klebsormidiales, Klebsormidiaceae.
CCUUCGAACAGACCAUUGCCGUUUCGAAGAAGAAUGCAGGCCUCUUUCACCUUUGAACCUCGAACAGGGAGGAAGGCGACCGGUCACCAUGUCGGGCAAGGCCAAGGCUAAGGCUCCCAAGGAGGAGACCGUGACCCUGGGACCCACUGUCAGGGAGGGGGAGCAUGUCUUCGGGGUUGCGCACAUCUUUGCGUCCUUCAAUGACACCUUUGUGCACGUGACUGAUCUGUCUGGCAAGGAAACCAUCACCCGUAUCACCGGAGGGAUGAAGGUGAAGGCGGACCGUGACGAGUCGUCCCCUUACGCAGCUAUGCUUGCGGCCCAGGAUGCGGCAGCGAGGUGCAAGGAGCUCGGUAUCACUGCCCUCCACAUCAAGCUGCGCGCCACUGGCGGCAACAAGACCAAGACGCCCGGCCCUGGGGCCCAGUCUGCUCUUCGUGCCCUGGCCCGCUCCGGCAUGAAGAUUGGCAGGAUUGAGGACGUUACUCCCAUCCCCACCGACAGCACAAGAAGAAAGGGUGGACGCCGUGGACGUCGUUUGUAGUUAGCCUACGCCACUGCCUUGGCAACCGUGGGCGGAAGCUCGGAAGAACAGCUUUGGGGUUGUGCUUUCAGCUUUUGGCUAUCAUCGUCCUUUUGUAACAUCAGUGCUUACUCACCUGUUUGACAUUUUGUUUCACACACGCAAAUGCUUGAGGAGACGUCUUCCAUUUUUCAUGGACUCAAGAUUGCGCAUCGUUGUUUGAGAGGCUAGCAUGUCGCCCGGCGAUUGUGGCUCUGCUACCCUCCA